Messenger RNA from Schizosaccharomyces japonicus yFS275, 487 nucleotides. Its product is annotated as ubiquitin-60S ribosomal protein L40 fusion protein. The transcript has a single exon. Gene Ontology annotation, cellular component: nucleus; cytoplasm; ribosome. The coding region runs from base 68 to 454 and encodes 128 amino acids. The record is from RefSeq and is a predicted model, not a curated record. Gene Ontology annotation, molecular function: structural constituent of ribosome. Gene Ontology annotation, biological process: translation. Lineage: Eukaryota; Fungi; Ascomycota; Schizosaccharomycetes; Schizosaccharomycetales; Schizosaccharomycetaceae.
GCAUUUGCAUAGGCAUCACCACCCAUCUUCCUGCGUGACGAACGCAACUAGAGCCAAUACCGCCAAGAUGCAGAUUUUCGUCAAGACCCUCACGGGCAAGACCAUCACCCUUGAGGUCGAGUCCUCCGACACUAUUGACAAUGUCAAGAGCAAAAUCCAGGACAAGGAGGGCAUCCCCCCUGAUCAACAGCGUUUGAUCUUUGCUGGUAAGCAGCUCGAGGAUGGUCGUACUCUUUCCGACUACAACAUCCAAAAGGAGUCUACUCUCCACUUGGUUCUCCGUCUCCGUGGUGGUAUUAUCGAGCCCUCUCUGAAGGCUUUGGCUUCCAAGUACAACUGCGAGAAGAUGAUUUGCCGCAAGUGCUAUGCUCGUCUUCCUCCUCGUGCUACCAACUGCCGCAAGAAGAAGUGUGGUCACACCAACCAAUUGCGCCCUAAGAAGAAGCUUAAGUAGACAGUUUUCUUAACGCAUAUGGUUCUGCACGAA